Messenger RNA from Ostertagia ostertagi, 1293 nucleotides. The record is from the annotation of a GenBank genome assembly. NCBI's taxonomy places the organism in Eukaryota, Metazoa, Nematoda, Chromadorea, Rhabditida, Trichostrongylidae.
AUGGACGGGUGGUGUGCAGAAUCCGACUGUCCACCACGUCGGAGCACACGCUCUCCAGAACGCGAUCGAACCGUCCAUCAUUUUGUUAAUGACCGCCUUUCCGGCGAAUUUUUCCACAACCUAACACACCUCAGAAGAAAUGAUGAACUGUGCGACGUUGUGAUAGAAGCCAGCGGCCCGAUUGAUGCUGGUGGAGCCGAGUCGGAGAGCUCUCCGCCAACAAUCAUCGCAGCUCACAAAGUUGUUCUAGCAGCCGCUUGCCCAUACUUCAUACUGUUGAUUGAAAGCGAGGAGUUGUUAACGAUGGACGAAAGCAGUUUCAUCCAACUCAUCUCUGACGACAGGCUUACAACAGAGGGUGAAGAAGCUGUUUUCGAGGCGGCGAUCAAUUGGGUGAAGUAUGAUCUUUCAAGGAAACCAUCGCUCCCAAAGGUACUUGCAGCAGUUCGUUUACCAUUGAUUUCUCAAGAAUUCCUUCUUGAUCGCGCAUACCAAGAGCCUUUGAUUCAAGAGUCUCCUGCAUGCAUCGCCAUGCUUUGUUCGGUUUACCAUCACAUUCUCAAAAAGGAAGUAACACCGGGACUCGCUGCAAGUUGGAUUCGUCCUCGUCAACCAGUUCCUUUGUCGCAGCUUGUGAUGCUAGUUGGUGGUCAAGCGCCGAAGGCUAUUUCGAAUGUAGACACAUUUGAUCCUGAUUCCCAGCGUUGGAGUUCGCUGGCUUCCUUACAACAACGCCGUUGUCGAUGUGGAGUGGUAAUGGCAGGCGAUUUGGUCUACGCUAUAGGUGGAUUCAAUGGAACAGCUCGUAUUCGUUCAGUGGAAAUUUACGAUCCACGCAGAGUGUUGCUCUUCUGUUUAGGUCAGUGGAUGGCGUUACCCUCAAUGACAACGCGGCGAUCAAGUGUUGGAGUGGCUGCUAUGAAUGGGAUUGUUUACGCUGUGGGAGGCUAUGAUGGACAGUCUAGACAAUGUCUGAACACGGUGAGCACUAAUUUGGGUUUUGUUCGGCGUCGAGUUAUACGAUGCACGUGCGCAAAUCGUUGGAGAUCAGGGGAGUCACUACUCGAAGUACGAUCUGGCGCAGGAGUGGCCAUUUAUCGCGAUCGUGUAAUCACAGCCGGUGGGCAUGACGGACCAUUAGUUCGAAGCUCUGUCUCGAAGAGGUUAGAAUUCAGUAGCCCUAUUGCAUUUAUGUGUGAACGAGGUUUCUUCAGUGAAGGAAACUUUAUUUUUUCAAGAUGUUGGGGCGAGGCUAUGGGUUGGAUUUCUUGCCUGAGAUGUCCGUUCAUGUAG